UUAAGGCGGGGCUGGAUGCCAGUCGCGUCCAAUGGCGCGUGGGGUUAAGGUUGAAAGGUGGAAUGUGGCGCUAGGCCGUGGCGCUGGUUCUCUUCAGCGCGUGUGCUGGGCUGCCUACCCGUCAUGGAGACAGUCUUGACUGAGGAGCUUGAUGAAGAGGAACAGCUGGUGAGACGGCAUCGCAAAGAGAAGAAGGAGCUGCAAGCCAAAAUACAGAGUAUGAAGAAUGCUGUUCCCAGGAAUGACAAAAAGAGGAGGAAGCAACUUACAGAAGAUGUUGCUAAGUUAGAAGCAGAAAUGGAACAGAAACAUAGAGAGGAGCUGGAUCAGUUGAAGUUGACUUCUAAAGAGAGUAAAAUAGAUUCUGUUGCUGUUAAUAUUUCAAACUUGGUUCUUGAGAAUCAGCCACUUCGGAUAUCAAAAGCACAAAAGAGACGGGACAAAAAGGCUGCAUUGGAAAAGGAGCGGGAAGAAAGGAUAGCCGAAGCUGAAAUUGAAAACUUAACUGGAGCUAGACAUGUAGAAAGUGAAAAACUUGCUCAAAUAUUGGCAGCUAGACAGUUGGAAAUUAAACAGAUUCCAUCUGAUGGGCACUGUAUGUAUAGAGCCAUUGAAGAUCAGCUGAAAGAGCAGAACGGCGUUCUGACUGUGGCUGCCUUAAGAUGUCAGACUGCUAACUAUAUGCAGAGUCAUGUGGAAGACUUUCUGCCAUUUUUAACAAAUCCUAAUACAGGAGAAAUGUAUACUCCAGAAGAGUUUGGAAAGUAUUGUGAUGAUAUUGUAAACACAGCUGCUUGGGGGGGUCAACUUGAGCUAAGAGCCCUGUCUCACAUUUUACGAACACCAAUAGAGAUAAUACAGGCAGAUUCUCCUCCUAUAGUAGUUGGUGAAGAAUAUCCAGAAGAUCCAUUAAUACUUGUUUAUAUGAGACAUGCAUAUGGCUUAGGAGAACACUACAAUUCUGUUACACGGUUGGUGAACACAGCUACUGAAAAUUGCAGCUAGUCUAUAAAAUGUUGCUAUUAUGUCAGUGUGCUGAUCUGAGUAUUAAUACCAAGUAUUGGAUUAUUCUCAGUGUUUCUGAAAAAACACAGCUACCUUAAAUCAGUUUUAUGGCAAAGCUACUAAUAGGUUUUAAAAAAACGUGUCCGAGAGAAACUUCAACCAGUGUCCCCUUAAUGGUGUUUUAAAAAACUCAUGUAAGUUCUUUGUGGAGAAUAUCAUUUAUAGACCAAGAUGGUACCCUGAUUGUUGAUAUUUUUAUUAAAUAUAAGAUUCUGAACGUUCUAUUCUGUGUUGAAGUUGUUAAAAAAUUUUUUUUUCUCCUUAUUACCGAAAGCUUUCAGUAACCAUAUCAAUGUAAUUUUUCAUGGAGAAGUGAAAUGACUCAGUCUCUUUGACAUUGCAAUCAUGUGAUGGUGAUAACAGAUUUAAUUAAUGUGUAUAAAUAAUUUGAUUGCAGUAACAUUGCUGUUGAUGGGAUUAAUGCUGUGACUUUUUUUAACAUUUAUUUUUAAUUGGAGGAUAAUUGCUUUAGAACCUUGUGUUGGUUUCUGCCAUGUAACAACAUGAAUCAGCCCUAAGUAUACAUAUAUCCCUUCCCUCUGGAACCUCCCUCCCAUCGCUGCCCUUCCCACCCCUUGAGGUUGAUGCUGUGACAUUUAUGUAACCCCAUCAAAGUGCAGCUAAGAAGGUUGCUUUAAUAAAAAUAAAAAUAAGUCUUUUAUUUGUAUAUAACUUUAAAA
This is a messenger RNA of Bubalus bubalis (water buffalo), 1745 nucleotides long. RefSeq names its product OTU deubiquitinase 6B (gene OTUD6B). Bases 124 to 1005 code for a protein of 293 amino acids. The transcript is spliced from 7 exons. Gene Ontology annotation, molecular function: cysteine-type deubiquitinase activity. The record is from RefSeq and is a predicted model, not a curated record. NCBI's taxonomy places the organism in Eukaryota, Metazoa, Chordata, Mammalia, Artiodactyla, Bovidae. Gene Ontology annotation, biological process: protein deubiquitination.